Molecule: messenger RNA, 3535 nt
Organism: Ooceraea biroi (clonal raider ant)
Lineage: Eukaryota; Metazoa; Arthropoda; Insecta; Hymenoptera; Formicidae
Product: collagen alpha-2(IX) chain
Source: RefSeq, a predicted model, not a curated record
UUACUCUUAUUGGACCUGAUGUCUUACAUCUGCCAAUAUACCGCACCAUUAUUUAAAAAAUACUAUUAUUUUUCUUUCUUUAAAUGUUAUUAAAUAUUACUCGAGAAGUAUUAUAAUUAUGAAUUAUUACUAUCUUAUCGUUUUAGAUCUAUUCGAUUACGGCAAAUGUAUCGACAAACAUGGAUACUCGUGAUAAUACAUUUGAUUUAUGCGCAAUAUGUGAUGCCAGAAGACACCGUGAGCACGCGCAUUCUAUGCGACAAAUCUCAAGGAGACGGUCCUCGAGUCUUCGAUUUCAUCAGCAAGCUGAAAUUGGAUCUGCCAGAGACGCAUUACAGCGGCAUGACGAAAGUGCGAGGCAGCACUCGUCUGCAAACGGCAUAUCGGCUGGAGAAAAGCACUGAUGUCACCCUCCCGACAAAAAAUGUCACGUUGAACACGCUUCCAAAAGAAUUCACAUUGGCGUACAUGUUGCGAGCUAGAAAAUUACCAAAGUAUUCUUGGCACGUCGUUAAGAUCGUGGAUGCAAGAGGCGAUGCUCAAUUUCUCAUCACGAUGAAUCCCAGAAAACAGACACUGGACUUUUCAUUGAUCGGUCACGAGGAAAAAUUGCAGACGGUCUCUUUCACGAAUGAUCGCAUAUUCGACAAGGAUUGGCAUAAAGUAAGUUUCGGGGUAUUCAAGGAUAAACUGGUACUUAAAAUUGACUGUAAAUACGUUGGCACAAAAGAACUAAAUCCACGCAGGCCAAUUAACAUCGAUGGUGACAUAUCAUUAGCUAAAAUGAGCAACAGUAAAAUCACUGUUCCGAUCGAUAUACAAUGGAUGAUACUAAGCUGUAAUCCUGCGGAACUAGAGAGAGACACAUGCGAGGAACUACCGAAGAAUUAUCUACCCGUUCCGCUUCCGCUGAUAAAACCUGCUUGCGAAACAAUCUGCCCACAGGGACCACGUGGAUUCAAUGGCGCAAAUGGUGCUCCCGGACCCCCUGGACCACGGGGACCGAUCGGUCCAUCUGGUCCACCAGGUUUACCUGGAUAUCCGGGGCGAGAACAAGGAAGAACGGGAGCUUCGUAUGACACUAGCACCAGAGGUUUUCCAGGCCCACCGGGUCCCAAAGGAUCGAUGGGUUUCGUGGGACCACCGGGACAACUAGGAAAAAAAGGUGAUCGCGGCGAAAAGGGUGAAAUGGGCUUUUCGGGUCUAAAAGGCGACCAAGGUCCUCGAGGAUUUCCAGGUCCUUCAGGAAACAUUACUAAUUUGUGUGGAAUCUUGCCGCGUCUGAUGGGCUCUCCUGGACCGCCAGGACUUGCAGGCGAUAAAGGGGACAAGGGUGAACGUGGAGGAGAAGGUAUUCAAGGAUUGCCGGGUGAAAAAGGCGAUCGCGGAGACAGGGGAUACCCAGGAUUAGACGGAUCUUAUGGUCACGAUGGUGUACCAGGGCUUCCUGGGCCUCCAGGGCCUCCAGGUCCCCCUGGAUCUAAAGGAAGCGCUGUAUUUACAAACGUUCCUGGAAUUGCAGGACCACCAGGACCACGCGGCGUACCAGGAUCAUCAGGCCCUUCAGGAUUGCCAGGAUCGCCAGGAUUAUCAGGUCCUCCUGGUCCUCCAGGCCCAAAGGGUGACGUCGGAGAACGUGGUCAAGAUGGUAUACCGGGGCUGCGAGAAAGCAGUGUAAUAUCAGGACCACCUGGUCCUGAAGGACCUGCUGGUUCUCCUGGCGAGGAUGGUCUUCCGGGUGUUAAAGGAGAAAUUGGACCAAUUGGUUCUCCGGGACUAGCCGGAAUCCCAGGGAAGGAUGGACUUCCAGGAUUACCGGGACCGCAGGGACCUCCAGGAUCACGUGGAGAACCUGGUUUUCCAGGAUCACGAGGUUUAGAAGGAUCGAUAGGAAAACCGGGACCACCGGGGUUUAAUGGGAAACCGGGCCAGAAGGGAAGCAAAGGACAAAUGGGCGAACAAGGAUCUAUCGGACCUCGUGGAUUGCCAGGAAAUUCGGGUUCGGUUGGUUCACCAGGCUCAUCAGGUAUACCAGGAUUGGAAGGAAGACCUGGUCUACCUGGGCUACCAGGACCGCCAGGACCAUUAGGGCCACCCGGUCUUCCAGCUCCAAACAUUAGCUUUGCUAGCGUAGGCAAACCCGGUCCCGAGGGACCUAGAGGCCCACCAGGUUCUCCGGGAACACCGGGUGAAAGAGGAGCUCCUGGAGAACGAGGGCCCAUAGGGCUCAUAGGACUGCCUGGAAUAUCCGGUAAGGACGGAGCAACCGGAUUGCAAGGUCUUCCCGGGAAUAGAGGUCCACCAGGACAGCCAGGACUUCAAGGUUUGCCAGGUCGCAGCAUCAGCGAAGCAGAGAUUCGCGACAUUUGUGCCAGCGUGCUGAGAGAACAGAUGACCGAAAUGGCAACGCUGAUGCAAGGCCCACCCGGACCGCCCGGCCGAGGCCGUCCAGGCCGUCCUGGAUCACCUGGCCCACAGGGUCGCCCAGAAAGGCUGAAAGAAUUAACAGACGGUCUACGAGGGCUACCCGGGUUGCCGGGACCGGCCCGACAGGGCCAUCCCGGUCGAACCGGAAAGCGGGGCAUUCCAGGUGAUCCUGGUUCGCCAGGAUUGCCAGGAGAACCUGGAUUUGUCGGGUUACCGGGUCCGCAAGGUCCUACAGGACCACGGGGUCCACCUGGUGAACGCGGAGAAAAAGGGGAGAAAGGUUCCGAAGGAAUCGGUGCAGAAGGCCCACCUGGUCCAAAAGGUUUACCAGGACCUCCUGGUAACGACGGUGUUGGUUCACCUGGUAGGCAAGGAGACAGAGGCGAGCCAGGCAGACCAGGUAUUUCUGGUAUGAGAGGAGCGCCAGGAGCGCAGGGAGCACCCGGGUUUUGCGAAUUCUGUAAUUAUCCUAGUAGUAACUAUUUGCACUACAAUCGUGGUAAUGAGAAAGGUCCUUAAUUAAUAUAAUAAUAAUGAAUAUUACAAAAACUAAAAAAAUAUUGGCGCAACAGAAGAAGUGUUGCGGAGUACUAAUUUAAUAGUAUUUCCUGAUACAUAUUCUUGAUUUAGCGUUAAAUUGCUACAAGUGCCGCACAUAUACAAAUCACUGCCAUGUAAAAAUAUUAUUUCUCCCAAUAGUGAUUUAACAAUUUAAUGUUGCGCUCAAUGUAUUAUUUAAUAAAAUUUAUCUUUAACACACUUGAUUUUCAAUGUAUUAAAGCGUAGGAUUAUCAUCCUUCAGUUAGGUUUUGUUUUUCCUAAGUAACCUUUUCUAAACCUUUUCUAAGCGGAAAGUGUCUAUAGAAAAUGAUUAUUUUUCAUUAGCAGAAAUUACCUUAACCCAGCACGUCUUCUCAGCUUUGUUUAUCAAACAUACACAAUUUACUACAUACAUUCCCUUUGACAAUCAAUUCACAAUGUUAACCGCUAAUGGUUGCGGUCCACUUAGCGCUACAAAUGCUUCAACGCUUCACUUUAUUCGAAAGAAGAAAAAAGACAGAAGUGUUUUGAAGCAUUUGUAGCGCCAAGUGAAUCGCAUCGCACGAAU